AUGGCUGUUGGAAAAGAGAUAUUUAGAGAUAAAGUGAUGGAAGUUCUUAUUUUGUUGCAAGGAACUCAAAUGGAAACCAUUGAUCCCACCACAAGUUACAUGCUUCAAGUGUUGAUGUUGGGAGUACACCUUUGCUUUUCAGGGGAGACUGCAACUCCUACACCUACUCCAGCUUGGUUAACUGAUUCAGGAAAGAUUGCAAGGCAUACUUCCUUAAGGGCUGAUUUUCCUCAACUUGCAAAUCAAGGGAGUUGGGCUAAGAACACUCAUGGAAAAGAAACUUCUGGUAGGGCUAUGUGUCGACAGAAGUUUGGGAGUGGAAGACCUGUUGAAGCUUCUCUUUCAUCAUCUCCUUCAUUGAAGGGGAAAAGAGAUGUUAUGGCUAAACAUUCAGGAGGGGUGGUUCCGUCCAAAGGUUUUUCACAGUUUAUCAUGUUGCUUUGCAUGCUUGUGCAGAUCUUAAAGAUGUUCAGCUUUGAUGUUUACUCAAGACUUAAAGGUGUGCUUUCCCAAGUUCUUCCUAUUUUAGGGAAUGUUAAAGAUCAACAUCGACCAAUUUUUGCAAAUGCUUUCAGGUGCUGGUGUCAAGCUUGUUGGCAAUACAGUGUGGAGUACCCUCUUUCAUCAAUUCUUGAUAGUGAUGUCACUAAUAAUCCUUCUGAGGGGGUGUUUGUUGGGCUGCUUCUUUCAAUGUCAUUAACAACAGUGGUUUUGAAGUUUUUGAUGGAAAAGAAUAGUGUUAAUGCUCUUCAUAGAAAAGUAUGUUGGUAUUUUAGGAAAUUUGGCUAA
This is a messenger RNA of Lactuca saligna, 789 nucleotides long. The record is from the annotation of a GenBank genome assembly. NCBI's taxonomy places the organism in Eukaryota, Viridiplantae, Streptophyta, Magnoliopsida, Asterales, Asteraceae.